CAAACUUAGAGCUGCUAGCUGGAGCAGGCUUGGGAUUUAGACAACUCUCAGCAGAUGAGUCUCUUGCAGGGUCUUUUCUGCUUUUGUUUUUCAUCCUACUUCUGAUCCAUGAGAGGAAACCAGGAUCUCUCCUGUGCGCAUGAAAGUGAUGGGUCUUGCUGGAAAGAGCUUUCUGAUGGCACAGCUGUGACCGACACCAGCACAAUAUGUUCAGUGUCGAGGACCUCCUGAUUUCUCACGGAUACAAAUUGUCGAAAAAUCCUCCUGUUUCAUAUGAGAACAGAUAUGAUGGAUAUCGGCAUGAAGUCACAGAGAAUAGAUCUGGUCAGAGAACGCUGAAUGGGUUUGAGGCAGAAUCAAGAGCCAGUGCUUACAGCAGGAGACCUCUGGCAAAAAGCAACUCGAGCAGCACCGAAAGCAGCCAUGGGAGCCAAGGGAGGCAAGCAGGUCCUGGUUACCACCAUGACCUUCAGGGUUUGUCCACUUUUCAUACUUCAGAAGGGGGGAUUGAUGACAGACCUCAAUUAACAUGGUCUUCCCAGCCCAAGACAGAUAAAGAUCUUGCCUACUGGAGAAGAAGAGGACAAGACUUUAGUGUGUUACUAGGCUACUCCCACAAAGGAGGCUCUGAAAUGAAAGGACUGGCCCCAGCCCAUGGGGCAUACAGGCAUGCUAAAGAAAGUCAGCUCAAGGUAGGAGCAGGCCCAGAGUAUGCAAGAAGAAGUGGUUUGCAGGAGAGCUGUAAAGUGCCUGGUGACUGCAAAUGGCAAAGUUUAAGAAUGGAAAGCUGGAACCAACCGAAAAAAUUAGGAAGGCAAAUGUCAGAUGGUGACAGGGAGAAACUGCUUCAAGACCUGUACUCAUUGACCCUGGGAGACAAUGUACUGAGCACCCAUAACAAAGGGAAGUCACAGUCAUUGCCAAGAGUUCUUUCACCAGAGAGCCUGAGGUGUGUGGAAAUGCCCUCUCUGAUGAACAGUAACAGCUCUCUCAGUGGAACUAAAACACCUCCUUAUCCCCCAAACAGACUAACUCUGGAAUCAAUCAAACACCAAGAAACAGGAGGCCAUUUCCUACCACUGGCAAAACCCAAGUAUGGAAGACCUCUGAAACCUCUGUCCUAUGAAUUACAGCGGCAAACCAGGACACCUGCAGAAACGAGUGGUUUUCAGGACCCCUAUCAGAAAGAUGAACCUAUUUCCUCUUUAGCCAAAGUUAAUGAGCCAAGGCAAGAUGGUUGCAUUCAAGACUCUGGUUUGGAACCCCCUGUCUAUGUACCUCCUCCAUCUUACAAAUCCCCACCUCACCAGAGUGUGACUCCACAUUCCCUCAGUGAAGUGCCUAACAGUGAUGUACAUGCCAACAGCGAUCAGCAGAAUAGUGCAGAAAGGCCUGCCACCUGCCAACGACCAGCCACAAAUGCUUUUGAAACAGUGGGUGAACCUUACAAAGACAACCAUCUUUCUCACGGAAAGCCAAGCCAUGCUAGGCGUCCUGCUGACUACCUGCAUUCUGUUCAGUAUAUUCCCUUUGAUGAUCCUCGAAUACGACAUAUUAAAAUUGCACCACCAGAAGGUCUCCAGGACAACACUAAAUACACUGAAAAUGCAUGUAGUCCCAGUUCCGGUACUUUGCAAGACAGAGAUCUUGAAGUACAGUACAACAGUGCCUUUUUGGAUGCAUCAAACUUAUCUAAUUCUGUAAAGGGAGAAAGAACUUCUGGCAGCUCCACCCAUAGUAACAGAUGGUUGGCACCAUCCAUCCGAGAUCAGGAAAAUUGUGCCUUGCCUGACCAAAGAGACAGUUGUAGCACAACUAACCACAAUCCCCAUAAUGAAGUCAGUGCAGAGUACACAAAAGACAAACUUUCUGUAAGAAAUUCACAUAUGGACAGCACCUGUGAGACUGUUACAAAAGUGAAAAAGUUUGAACCUGGAACUGGGAUGCAGAGCAAAAAGAGUUCAAAGAAAAAAAUGAAUGAAACUAUAUUUUGUUUGGUCUCCAUCCCAGUUAAAUCAGAAUCAAACCUGCCAGAUACAGAUAGGAACAACAACAUAACCCAGAGCCCUGAUAAGAAUGGGUUUGAUAACAAUGGGGCUUUGCAAGAACAAAGUCUCUUAAGUAUGUCUUCAACGGACUUGGAGUUACAAGCGCUUACAGGAAACAUGACCAAUAAAAAUGAGUUACAAAAACAAGAGCUGUGGAGACCAGAAGAGUUCAAACAAAUGAAUGACCUCAGAUUUCUUCAGCCCACAAAACACAGAGAGCUCAAAUACUCUGGCUCCUGGCCAGGUGAUCAGUACAAAGACCAGCAAACGCAGACCAGUUUCACUGAAGAACCUAAAAGCCCACAAUUUUUCCAUGGUACAAACCCUGGGCAACCCAGUAGUAAUAAAUUGCUAACUCCAAAGCUCCUAGGAUGUACAGCAUCCACGAUAGGGUCAAAACAGACAGGGUUACCUUCCGAUGAGAGAAACAGCUCACAAAGUGCUUACAGCAUGAAGGGUCAGACGUACCUCAGUCAAUCUAGCAACAGUGCAUUUUCAAGGACUGCCACCUCUAUUCUCCAGGCCCCUUUGCCAAAGGCGCAUCAGAGCCAGCCUUCUGGGCCCAGCAGGAAUGUGCCUGCCCAGGAAAGGGAAAGUAGCCUGGGUUCCAAGGGUGAUGCAGUUAAGGGUGAUGUAGUUAAGGGAGAAGCAAGCACUCUGUGCCACAGUAAAGAGCUGUUUGGCCAGUUCCUUUUGAAACCCGUAAGUCGCCGCCCCUGGGAUGCAAUAAGUGAGCUAGAAAGUUUUAACAAGGAACUGCAAGGACAGGAAGAGAGCACGAGCAGUGAAGAAGACUCAGAAAGUGCUGCAGCUUCUCCACAAGAAUGUGCCCUUACAAAGAGAAGGGCGUUCAGAAAUGAGAAAUCAAACCAGCAACCAAAACAUGGUGGGCAGUUGGAAAGCGUUGUGCCAAAGGUUCCUAUGUUUAAGUCAGGAAGAGUUAAAAGUAAGUCUGAAAGUUGGAGUAUGGGGACAGAGUAUGGUGAUCAGCAGAGCUGUGUUGGAUCACAAAGCUCUUUGCAGCCAAGAGAGAGCAGUGAAGUAGUCAGGCCAGCAGAUGGAAGUCUGAUAACAGAAAUGAGAAAAGAGGAAGCCAAGAGCAGAACAAACAAACAGAUAGUUAGUGCAGACCCUCUCAAGGGAGUUUUGCCCAGCAGCCCAAGCAGUUCAUGUCACAGUAAUCCUUUCAAUAACGCUGACUUAAAGGAGAUGACUGAAUAUCAAAAUUAUCUAGACUGUGUUAAACCAAACAAAGGCGCAACUCCCAGAAAUGACACAGUAGUAGAGAGAGGCACAAUAGUACGUUUGUCAUUAACGAAAAGGAAUCAAGGUCACUCUGAGCCAGAUUUGAGGUCAGUGGGCCUUGAUACAGCGUCAGGACCUAGUGUUAACAAUUCUGAUCAUUCUUCAAAUGUAAAUGCAGUGGAAAUCCCUCCAAAUGAGUCACUGCAGGCAAGAGCUGCAAGGAUUUUAGGCAUAGAGAUAGCAGUGGAGUCUCUCCUUCCUGACGAACGAGUUGGGCCCCGCUCAGGCACUAGCCCUGCUAAUGGUGCCCAGGACUUUGAGUCAUCAGUGGAGAGCACAGUAAGUGGCAAAGAAGGAAAAAAAGAUGGUUCUUACGAAGGGAGACGAAAGUGUGGCUGGACAGAGAGCGUGCUCUUUGUUGGAGAGGGAGGCCGAUCUUUAUAUCCUGAUGAAUGCCAGACCAGUGACCAAGAAGCCAGCGCUAAAACUGCAAUAACCAAGCGAGCUUUCGAACAACGUGCAGGUCCCAGCCAAGGCGAGGACCAAAACUUAUCUUGUAAGUCAGCUGUGUUUCAGCAUUCAGAAAAGAGAGUGAGAAGCACCUCAAAAGUGAUAGAGACACUCCAAGGCAAACUCACUUCUCCACCUAGCCGGACUGCCAUGGAUCGCUUAGUGCGAAUGAAGGAAGUUGACUCUGUGUCGCGGAUGAGACGUCUGAGCAUUAAGAGUGCAGACUCCGGAGAGGACGUGGAUGAGGAGAAGCUCUCAAGGGUGCAAGAGGAGAGGGGAAGCAAAUCGGCAAGCUCAGGGGGUGUUUCCAAGCGUGUUAUCUCUCUCAGUGAAAAUGGAUAUUUAGGUGGAAUGGACAAGAAGAAGACUGACAGAGAUUUUUGUUUAGAUACAUAUGACCCCAGCAAAGUUGAAAAGGUGUGAGAUGAAUGGCAAUGAGAACAGAGAGAUUUCUGCUCUACGAAGAAUGUUUCACCAAUUUUUGCUGGGUGCUUUUUGUUUGUUUUUGUUUUUUGAUGCUUGGAAAUUGCCUCCAUUUGUGGUGUUCAUGGUGUACUGAUGAUGCCUUUACCAAUGCCACUAGGAAUUAGCUAUUCAUAUACAAAACUGUUGCACAGACCACAGAAAAAUCUGACUUCUACAUUGGAACCAUCUGGCUUUGUAGCAUUAAGAUUUAAUGCCUACAGUUGGCCAAGAGUUUUCAUCUGAACUGUGUUUCAGUCUUCAGCGGGGAUGGUGAAAUGCAUGAAGGAAGGCUUCUGCGCUUUCUCUUUGGUGUAAAUGUAAAUGUGGAAGAUUAGUGAAAUGAUUUUUAAAAGAAUGUGAAUAUAUAAGCUAAACUUCUUAGUCUCUGAAGUCUAAACUUUGUUUAACUUACGGGAUUUUUGGCCAUAAGUAGAAAGUGCUGCUGCACUGAAUGGGGGAAAGAAUGCAAGACAAUGGUAGUAAAGAUUGAUUGUGAAAUUAUUUCUGACUUCCAAAGUUUGAAAUUACUUGGAUUAAGUACUUAUUGGCCACCUAGAAAGAAGGAAAGCAAACCCCCCCCCCCCCCCCCAGCUUCUAAAAGAUGAGGACUUUUGUAGUACUGUGUACAGAACAUGUAAUUACAAUAGCUGGCAACUAGGGUUUCAAACCAACGCAAAGUAUACCACUGGCUGUUUUGCACUCAGUAGUACCUAUUUUUGUUUUGCUGUUUAGAAAUUCUUUAUAUGACAGAAUAGUAGCUCGUUUAAAAUAGCCCGUUUUAACAAAGUAACUAUAUUUCUUGUUACAGAAUGCUAUCUAUUUUUCUAUGACGUAAACAAUUGCUAACAAGUGGCAAGUAUAAAGAAGUAUUAUUAUUAUUAUUAUUAUAUUUUAAGAAGACUUAUCCCUCUGAGUGAAGGUGACCCAAGCAGAUUUCACUUGUGUAUCUUAAUACACACUCCGUACUGCCACAUAUUCAGUCGUGUUAUCUUAUUUUGUUGUGAAAAGAGCCAUCUGUGUAUGUAUGUGUGAACUACAGGGUUAAUUUCUGUUUUUUCCCCACUCAACCCUUGGAUCGUUCUUCCUGGAGCAACUUUCUGAAACACAGCUGAGAACUGUCUGGGCUGGUGUUCCUGCCAUAGCAUUCCAAUGACUGUAAUUACCAAAAAGUGGGUAUGGAUCUUUGUCUCGGUGUCUCUCAGCAGCUCAGAUAAAAUACCUGGUUUGUUUCUUUCACUUUGUUUCUUUUUACAUAUUAUGGUUUUGGAUUAGGCCAGUAUAUAAAAACAAAUAAACCUGGGUUAAAUUCUUCCCUGAAGCCAGUUGAUGUUGCUGGGGAGGAGUUUAGGUAUUUUCUCUGACGUAUUUACAUACGUGGCUUUAAUAUAUAUUAUCUGCACACACAAAUGCAUGAAUUACAGAUUUUAUAUAAAGUCAACACAUUCUUCUGUUUGAUAUUGAGUUAGCCUCCAUAGUAUCUGUGUCUGGAAAGCCUUUAUGUCUGCUGUUGUGUGGGUUUUUGUAAGCGUUUCUGUUUGCUAACAUUCUUCUGAUGACUUAUUCAUGUACGUCACUGGUCUCUUCUACUGGCCUUUUUUGCUUUUGUAACAUCUUUUUUUGAAAAAAUUCUUUUAAAUUCCUGAAAUACUUUUUUUCCCCCUAAGUCUGUAAUUUGGAAAAACAAGGGGAAAAACCCUCAUCCUGUGCUUUGGCAGCAAGAAAUUCUUGUCUGUAACACAUGAUUCUGUUAAAUAUGGACUAUUUAAAGCUUAUUUAAAAAGAAAAUGUGGUGUAUAAUUUGUUUUAUUAAUUCUUGUGCAUGUUCCCUAGCAAUACUUGUUGACAAACUGUUCCCAUGAAUCUUGCUAUACCCACCUUUAUUUUAAAAUCCAGCUUUUUCACCAGCAUCUGCAUAGGACAUGUGGGGGUAGUAAAUGGGUACAAAACAUGUUUCCCCCCACAGGUCUCUCCACAAAGAUCCAUUUAUUAAAAUGAAUUGCUUCAAUUCUCAUCAUCCCACUUCCUAGUAAAACUGAGAUGUCUGGCAAUAUCUUGCAGGUCUUAAUUUACCCUUAAUUUCUGGAGAACUUUAAAUUGUCAUGUAUCACUAGUACUGCUACUUCAGUUCAUUUCUUUGUGGAACAACAGGGUUUUAUGCAUCUUUUUUUUUUUCUGAUGAGGAGGGGCUUAAUUGAUUUUGGAACAUGCCUGUUUCAUCAGUCAUGUAAAGUGAUUACUUUUCCAACGGAUGCAAAGAGCCAAGAUCUUAAAAAAGGAAAUGAGCAGAAUUUUUGAAGGGGAGGUUUUAUUGCCUAAGAGUGAGAAAUUAAGUUGUAGAAAGUUAGUUAGGAAGCCUUACUGUGCCGUAGUUUGUGACUGACCAGUAGAUGAAAGACUAGAGGUAGUACUGCUGUAAAAAUUUUGUAUUUGUCUAGCAACACUAGUUAUUUCUUUUCCUACUAAAGUACACACAUCUAAGAAAUACAUAAAAUAGUCUUAUGAAUAAUUGUGGCUCAGUGUUUCUACAGUACCUGUGUCAUAAUAAAGAUGUCAGGUGUCUCACUAGGCUGGUAAGUACCAUAGGUUGCCACCUUUCCAGAAGCCUUUUGACAGUUGCAAAUACCAGUCAAUGGAAAGCUCCUCUUACGCUAAAUGUGAUUUAAAAAAAAAAAAAAAAAACUAAAUGGUGACUCCAGUGCCUGUCUCAAUGGGUGCAUAAAACUAUCAUGGCAAUAGCUGUCACUGGUAACAGCAAUCACAGGGGGCUCGGGGUGAGUGGGCAUGGAGGAAGAGGAUGUGGCCGUCUGUUUCCUGUGCCGCCUCCAAUGCAGAAAUAUGACUACAGAACAGCAGUGGGUAACUGCGUGUUUAUCUUUAUUCUCGGGAGGAAAUACAGAGCUGUUUCCUCAAAAAAAUCACAUUAUUAUGAGAUGUUGUGUAGCCAGUUUGCCAUACUGCUGAAACUAGGGGAGUUCGGGUUGAAUAACAAGAUGUCAAAGUGGUUGUUGGGUAGAUGUUACUUUCACAAGCGUUCCCAGAAAUUCAUGCAAAGAACCAGUGCCUGGUUUAUAUAUUUUAAAAGUGUUUAAACAGGGAGACUCCUGUAGAGCUGGGUAGCUAAAUAAGACCUGCCAUCUCCUUCCGCAUACCCUGCUGAAAUCCAGAACGGAUAGUCAACCCUAAGGGUUAGUGAAAGUAACAGCACUUGGUGUCAGUGCUACAGUAUCAACUCUGGUGGCAGGCCAAUACGCAGUGAAUGCAAAGUUUCAGGCCCUUGUCUUCUGUCAGAGAAAGAAAAGUAGCUAGUUAGCUUCUGGGGCUACUGAGCUUUAUUCACCCAUGUUAACAAAGAAAGGCAAGUCACUUUGGAGUCCCAGUGGAGAGAUGUGAAGCAAGAAGACCCUCAGGGACUUCCCUGAGAAGAAUGUCAUUUUUGGAAGGUAAGAGUGCUCCCUCAUGUGGUUCCCCUGAGUAUAAAUUGGAAGUUGUUUCCAUGAAGAAUCAGUAACUACUGCUCCCACUGCAGCUCUUGCUGGAGUGAUUUUGAAUUGAGUAGGAGAAAGUGUGGUUUGAGCAGAGCUUUUGGGUAUGUAUGUCUUUCAAAUCCCGUUGGAUUCAUGGCUAAUUAGGGAUGGGUUGGGAAAGGCAAAAGAGGGACAGUCCUUUUAAUGACUAAAGAUCAUUGGUAAUUGAAAUGCCCAGCAAUAUGCUUGAAUAAGCAUUAGUAGUCAAUUAAUAACAAAAAAAAAAAACUUUCCUAGACAUAAGAAGUACUGAAGUAUUUCAUACAACAGAUUUUACCAGCAGGUUAAUCUUUACUGCAGACAACUGUGUCCUGUACUAAAAACAUCAAGAUUCCUUGACUCAGAUCUUGACAGGACAUGGAAUAAUGCAAGAACGCUGAGAGUAAAUAUUCUAUACACUUAAACACAUAGUAACUUUUGGAAAAAAACAUGAGAGAUUGUUUACAGUAUAUGUUUGAAGUGUUCAAGGAAUAAAAGUAAUCUGUCAUGUGUGCACCCCUUGAAAAUAACCAGCUCCACUAGGCUUAUUUAUAUAUAAAUAUUUGAAUUUAGUAAAAUGUUCCUGUUUGUUUAAUAUCAUAAAUCAAUAUUAGUAUCUAUGGUCUACGUUCUGUUGCCUUUGGCACACGGACAGCCAACUGAAUGUUAGUUUUAUAGUACUGGAACUCCCUUUUGGGUUAAAAUGUUGACAUUUUCUUCUCUGCCCCUUUUCAGGGGAAAAACUAGUGCGAUAAAAGUGAAAUGUUCUCGCAUUUCAAAUGGCAAAGUUCUUCCACGGUUACUCAGGUUCAAGAUCUAACUGAAGGAAGCAUAUCUGAGAACAGAGUCUUUCCUUGGCAGGAGUCAUUCACUUACUUAAAUAGGUGAAACAAAACUAUAGGAUAGCCUACGUUACAUUGAACGAAAAAGACUGGUAGCUUGUCAGCCUUUUGAAUGUUUUCUGUGAAGCAGUCCUCUUGCAGGGCAUUGGUAUUUUCUAGGUUAAGGAUCAAAUGCUCACCUAUUUUCAUACCACUGGCAAUAAUGCCAUGAUGGUGCAGUCCUGAGUAGUCUACUAAGUAUAUCAUCGGGACUAUACAGAAGAGUAACAGUUCAAAGGAUCAAGCUGGAGAUUUUAUGAGAUGAUGACUGUAUCAUUGAAACUGUUAGAAAAGCUGGGCAAUUUUGAUUUAAUUCUCUUAUUCUCACUUAAUUCUCUUUAAUUCUCAUUCUCUCGCAUGAAAAUGUUCAAUGAACUACUUCCCUCUGGGAACUAAAUGAAAGCUGUUUACCAUCAGCUCUAUUUUUAAAGAAAAAAAUGUUUCAAACAAAGAAAAAAGGAAAUCCUGAUAUCAAUAGCAAAGCCCAAAACCACAAUGCUAUCUCCCACCCAUGCUGAAAAAUAUGUUUGCAAUAUGGCUUGCAGAGCUGCACAGCAGGGAGAGGGUGAAGAGAACUUAAGUCAGAAGUGACCGCCAAGUGGCUGAGCCAAGAGAAACCACAAUAAGAUACAGAUUAUAAAAUGAAGGAGGAACUUUCCACCCUCAACAGCCUUCUUUUUAGCUCUGGACUGGCAGAGAAAAUAAUUAGAACCAUUCCAAAAGUUAUUCCUAAGCUGGAAGGAAAACAAGGAGAUGUAUGUGCUAGACAGUGUAUAGUUAUCCUGUGUCUUUGUCUUUAAACAAUGCAAGUAAUUCUCCAUACUGACUUUCAACAUACUGUGGCCUACCUUCAAAACCAGUACUAGCUCAUUGACCUGGAUUUCUACUUUAGGUAGCCCAAGGGCAGAGAUAGAGGGAUAGAGGGGAGGAAAAAGGGGUAAGCAAUUACAGUAGUAUUUAUAUGAUAUCACAGGAUGAAUGUGUUUUAAGAAUUUCUUUGUAUUUUUUCUGCACAAUACAAAUACUGUAUUUUUGUGCUUCAUGUAGACUGGAGGGGUGCUGGUAUCGAACAAGGAGAUAUUCUCCAAAUAAAGAUUUUGCAUGAAUA
Molecule: messenger RNA, 9760 nt
Organism: Struthio camelus australis
Lineage: Eukaryota; Metazoa; Chordata; Aves; Struthioniformes; Struthionidae
Gene: JCAD
Product: junctional cadherin 5 associated
Biological process (GO): positive regulation of blood vessel endothelial cell proliferation involved in sprouting angiogenesis
Cellular component (GO): adherens junction; ruffle membrane
Source: RefSeq, a predicted model, not a curated record